This is a messenger RNA of Tribolium madens (black flour beetle), 1987 nucleotides long. RefSeq lists its product as uncharacterized. NCBI's taxonomy places the organism in Eukaryota, Metazoa, Arthropoda, Insecta, Coleoptera, Tenebrionidae. The transcript has 5 exons. The record is from RefSeq and is a predicted model, not a curated record. The coding region runs from base 112 to 1740 and encodes 542 amino acids.
UACCAUUAUCCUUGUCAGUCGAUUUCAGUUGCUAGUGGAGUGAGCGGUUAUAUUUUAAAUAUUUAAGGUUUCAACAAAAGGAUUCUUUUUGUACUGUGAUUACUUAAAACAAUGGAGAAGGAACCACAGCCCGAUUCUAUGGCAACUAUUACAAUUAAACCCGAAUAUCCACCAUCUGAAAUUUAUUCUUCAGAACCACCUCCAGCUUAUCACCGUUCCAAUAGUCCAACAGUUCAAGUGGCAAAAAUCAUUGCCGUUACAGUUGUGUUGGUGUCUUUUGUGUUAGGUAGUUUCUUACUAGCCUCUGCUUACGUUACGGCAACUGCUUCAUGUCGACAGUUGGAACAAGAGUUGGAACUACUUAAUGAAGCAGCCGACAGGUUUCAGUCUCCUUUAUCACCAGAAGCUCUUGUGCGGGAAGAUCAACAAACACAAAGCUCAAAUUAUUUGAGUACUAAAGAAUCCCGAAACCAAGAAAAUGAGAAUAAGAAUAAUAACGUUGACUCCACAAGUCCUGAAAGUUCUGAAAACUCUGUCAGCGAGUCCUCCAGCAGUGACAGUAGUGGUGAAUCGGAUGAGAAAACAGUUUUCCUAAAAUUGCCUUUGCAAUUAGACUUUGAUGAUCUUGGUGCUUUAUUUGAAAAAAGUAAAAAACCUAAAAUUAAUUGCGUAGUUGAGAAAAAACGUGCGGAAGAAAUUGUUGAUCAUAAACCGAAAGCUAUUAAUUUACCCUUUGGACUUAAUUUAACAACCGAUCCAAGAUACGAACGCUUUAGCGGUGAAAGAAUAUCGAUUUCUUGCGACAGCGGCAAUGAACAAAAACUUUUUAGACAAUCACCCCAAGAAGAUGAUCAAGUUGAAGAAACUAUGGUUAUUCAACCUGUUAUGAUCCCAAUUCCACAAACUCAUUUCCCAACACACAUGGCUCAGCAGUUACACCCUUACGCACAAAGACCAGCACAUCCAAUGGAGGCGUCGAUGCCUCCACGAGUACAACAAAUCAGAGAACAAAACCGACUACCGCCUAACCAGAUUUUGCAUCAAAUCGCUCAGGAGGUCAUCGCCCAAAAAAUUAUGGAAAUGCAAAGAGGACGAGAAGGACAAAACCAGGAAAUGCAAUUCAACACUGAACAAAUGGCGCAGAAACUUCCCAUACCUGACGAAGUUCUUGCACAGUUGAAUAGAUUUCCAAAUCGCGAUGUUAUUGUAACUGUUUCACAAGAAUUUGACGAUACACUACAAGAUUUGAAUGAAGGCCAAACCAAUCCACAAAAAAAGGUUUUUGUACCACAAGGAGCAAAAACUAUUUUUCAACAAAUGAACGCUGCUCCACAACAAAUACACCCAGUUCCUUCAUCACAGAACCAAAGAGUUGGACCGGAUAUGCGUACACAACCCCAGUUGGUGAUGUCAGCGGCACCAGAAAUGCAACAAUCAGCUCCAAUGGAAAUGGUUAAUGUCCCACCAGUUGUUGCUGAAGCUUUGCAGGAAUUGAAGGCUUAUGAACAGCAAAGACAAAACGCCCAAGAAGUUAAUGAGAGGCAAAACCAGAUGUUUGAUAGAAAUCCUGCAUCUAUUCCCAUGCGUAUGAUUCCACAAGAAGAUGCAGAAUCUCGAACCACUGACCCAGAGGAGCCUAGACCUCACUAUGUUCAGCCUAGAUCUGUGCGUUCGGUGGACGCUCUACUUCCCAAGGUUGAAAAGAGAGUCAAACGCUGUUCCUGUGAUUGUGCUUGUUAGGAAGUAAAAGCAAAAAGUCCAUUUUGUUUGGAGCAUACUUCGUAACCAACAUAGUUUUAUAUUCUACUAAUGUUAAAUGGUUUAGAUGGAAAUAGUGUAAAUAGAGCUUAAAUACUAAUGUAGUGCCCUAGUAAUGCCCGUAGUUUUUGUGAAUUAAUUGUAAACUGCUUUAUAUAAUUAUUAUGGUAUUGUAUCUAUUUUUGGACAUUUUGUGUAAACACAAUUGCAAUAAAAGAUUACACCACUA